UAUGGUACUCGCCAUCAAAAAGCAAAUAUUUAAGGAUAAGUGGGGAGUCUGCAACUUACUUGUGAAUAUUCUAAGAAUAUGGAUAAUUGAUGAAUAUAGCGCUAGUAAAGCGGAAAGAGAGAACAUGGCACUACUACCAAGCCAAAGUUCAAAAGCCUUAACUCAAUUAUAUUUUAGUAGCGGUCAUAAAUUUUAUCUUAAACAUCCCUACCAAAGGGACAUCUUCUAUGAAGAUAGCGAUUUACGAGAUGCAUAUCAUAUAAACUAUGAAGAAGGCUACAUAGAUAUAGAUUGCUCCAAACUUAAAUUAAAUUUACCAACAUUAACAGCAUUCAGAUUUGCAAUUAUGCUAGAUGGCUUUAAUACUUACAUUGAUGACGCAAAAGUAAGAGACACGUUUGUUCUAAUUGAGCCUUUUAACCCGAAUCCAUUCUUUGAAAGUAGAGAGAUUAGAGAUAUCGUUCCUGAUAUCGUCCAUGGAGGAGCUAUUGUUGCUUUGGAAGACCAUACAGGAAUACUAAAAGUUUACCUUUGGAACUAUUUAACUGAUAAUUUAGAAAUACUCCUAAGCGUAAUUCAUAGUGUCGAUCGAAACGAUGAUUUAUUCCUUAGUAUCUUACCUUCAAUCGAGAGAGAGUUUUUAAUUUGGCAAUCGUCACAAGUUUUAUAUAGCAGAGAAAAUGAAAAUUACUUUGGAAAAGUUAAGAAUAUACAUUCCGACACUCCUUGCUACUUGUCUUACGUAAAAUCUGUGAAAUCAAAUGACUUAGGAUGCGUAAAAUUGGAUCCUCUUUUUCAUAAAACGGCUAAUCUGAUGCUCUAUAGUUUGCUUGAUAGAUUUUAUGUCGUCGAAAGAGAUAGUUUUGAAAACAUAAACAGAAAUUUAAUACCUCUACAUGCAGAAAUGACAUCUGCUAUAUAUCAUCUAAAAGGAAGAUUACAAGAUGUUGAUUGUCCUUACGAAAGUCUUAAAUUUAAUGUCCUUGAAUAUUCGAAUAGAUUAGACUUAGCGGGAGAAAUAAGACUAUGGUCUGAAAUUAUACAUAAGCAGUCUAAAUUUAACAACUUACUAGUUAAAAUAAGAGGGAGAGAGGAAGGCGUUACCAUAGAAACUAAACACUCAAUGAAAAUAAUGGAUAAUAUGAUAAUAAAAUCAGUAAAUGUCUCAUUUAGAUAUCAUCAUAAAUAUAGAGAAGGUGGCCUUUUAACAAUAGGUAUCAAACCUUUCGAAACUACUGGCUUUUGUAGUGGCCCUAAUCAGAUAAUUUUAGCCACUACCAUUCCAUCUUGUAAAAAGCAGCAUCUGAAAAUAAAACGAAAUACAGUUUGUAAUCAAUUUCUGAAUAUGACAUAUAGCCUACCAAAUGGAACCAGCAAACAAUAUAACUUUAAAAGAUUUGGUUGUCCUAUAAUAGUAAAAAAUUAUCAGUCAUUAAAUUUAAUUCUUGAGUUGUGGGACCAUGAAAAGUUCAUAAAAGAAGUUGAAGCUGAUUAUAUAAUAUAUGAAUUAAAUGAUAGAAAUGAUUUCAAAUAUUCUUAUACAGAAAAGACAGCAGGAUGUAAAAGCAAAGCUCAAACUUGGUCUGAAAUGAUAAAAACCUCUUACAACGUUAAGAAUAAGUCAAAAAUAUGGAAAUUUAAGAAUUAUCGAAAAUGCUUUUCAGACGAGCCAAGUUUAGAAUUAGAAUUGCCAACUGAUAGGAAAUAUGAAAUAUUAAACAAAUCUCAUAAUUCCGUAACAUUUAAUGUAAAAAAAAACACUCUAUUCACUUUCAAAGUUUUUAUUAUCGAUACAAAUUAUUCAAUUUGUAAUUUAAAUGAUGAUAUUGCCGUAUGGGUUUGCUGCUUCCCACAGGAGAUUGAUUCAACAGUUUCAAUCAUUGAAGGAGCACGAUUCUCAUCACCUCAGGGAAAUUUAAUAAAUUGUUCUUGCCCCGAACAGGGUGUUUGGUAUAUAAACGAUCGUGCUAAAGUGUGUUCAAGAUUUUGCGAGAAAAUUUACGAAGAAUGCUCUCAAGCUGAAUUUCAAAGGCAUAGUAUUGGUCAGAAAUAUCAAACAGGAGCCGAGUUUUGUCUAGGGCAAAGUACUGGAUCGCAAACAGCUGAUGUUCUUGAUAUGGAAUAUUUCUAUUGUAAAGUGUGCCAAAAAAACACCGAAAACAAAGGUCAUGUUUACACAAAGAAGCAUAAAAUUUCUGUGAAAAAAGCUUUGGAAAAAUUUAUGACUAAGAUUAAAGAUGCAAAAAAUCAUAUGGAAAAACCUAACAUUGCUGACGUUAUGAGUAAUGGAAAUGAAGUAAAUAAAAAAAUCUGGUGUGUUUUAUGUUGGAAAGAUGUAGAGAAGAAUGAAAUAAAUGACAGAUUCAUUAUAUAUAAUCAAAAAUUUAUUGAACAUUUAAACUCAGAUUCGCAUAUGAAAGAAACAUUAUCAUUUUGGCGUGAGAAUAAAUUGGAUAGGAACGUGAUUACAGAGUAUGUUAUCGAUUUUAUGUUUGUAGACGAAUUUAAAGAAAAGAAUAAGAAGGCUCUCCAUCAGUAUAAAAAUGAUAGAUUUACGAAAUUGGAUCUAAUUAAUUGCGCAACAAAGGUUGAAACCCAUUCUACUAACAUCCAACAAACAUCCGAAAGAAAUGGACUAACUAAAAGUAAACCAACGCCGACGCCUAAUCAGGGUAAUGUACACACUGGAGCUACACCACCCUGGUUAUUGCCAUCUUCUACGUGCGAUCAACAAAAACAGGCGGCCAACUCGAAAGUAAAUAUAGGUCCAACUCGUCAGGAGUUCGACCGGUACCGAGUAGAUUUAGGCGUAUUAUUAAUGGAUUUGUGUAUAACCUUUAACUUUCUAGUGGCUUCGCUGAAAAGAAAACGUUUACCGAAAAAUCGACUAGGUGCUAACAAUGAAGAUGAAAUAGGGGCGGGAACACCCAAGAAUUGGCUACCAGCUACAGCCUCAAGUUGGGGUAAAGAGAGACGAGAACAUCGAAGGCAGAAAGCCAUGAAGAAAUUGGGUAAAAUAACUCCUAGUGCUCCUAAACAAACCUAUCAGCCUUAUAUAAGGAAAAAGUAUGUUAAUCAAUCUUCCUCAAGUUCUCUACUUCAUAUACCAAUUAGCACUAAAUUCUUAAGACAAUAA
Molecule: messenger RNA, 3136 nt
Organism: Dimorphilus gyrociliatus
Lineage: Eukaryota; Metazoa; Annelida; Polychaeta; Dinophilidae
Source: the annotation of a GenBank genome assembly